GCAGCGCAACCGCCGCGCGGUCCGUUAGCUGCGGCAGCCGCGCCUCGCUCGGCCGUUCGGGGCUCCUCGCUGGCCAUGGACGCCAAAAAGAAAGUCACAGCACCCCUUCUCUAUGCUGUUUCCAUUGCUGCCAUUGGAUCUCUCCAGUUUGGGUACAACACUGGUGUCAUCAAUGCUCCUGAGAAGAUCAUCCAGGGGUUCUUUAACAGAACCUUGUCUGAACGGACUGGGAACAUUGUGUCCCCAGAGCUCCUCACGUCUCUGUGGUCCCUUUCUGUUGCCAUCUUCUCAGUAGGAGGUAUGAUCGGCUCCUUCUCAGUUAGCCUGUUUGUCAACAGAUUUGGCAGGAGGAACUCCAUGUUGCUGGUGAACAUCUUGGCAUUUGCUGGUGGCGCUCUCAUGGCAUUCUCUAAGUUGGUAAAGGCAGUGGAGAUGUUGAUUAUUGGCCGCUUCAUUAUUGGCCUCUUCUGUGGUCUCUGCACUGGCUUUGUGCCGAUGUACAUCAGUGAAGUCUCACCCACCAGCCUCCGUGGAGCUUUUGGCACCCUCAACCAGCUGGGCAUUGUUGUGGGCAUUCUGGUGGCCCAGAUCUUUGGCCUGGAGGUAAUAAUGGGGACUGAAACACUCUGGCCACUGCUUUUGGGGUUCACAAUCCUCCCAGCAGUUCUACAGUGUGUGGGUCUUCUUUUCUGCCCUGAGAGUCCCCGUUUCCUAUUGAUCAACAAGAUGGAGGAAGAGAAAGCACAAGCAGUUCUGCAGAAACUCCGUGGAACACAAGAUGUGUCUCAAGACAUCCUGGAGAUGAAAGAAGAAAGUGCUAAAAUGUCCCAGGAAAAGAAAGUAACUGUGCUGGAGCUCUUCCGCUCUCCAAACUAUCGUCAAGCCAUUAUCAUUGCCAUUAUGCUGCAGCUUUCCCAACAGCUCUCUGGCAUCAAUGCUGUAUUCUACUAUUCCACAGGGAUUUUUGAAAGAGCUGAUAUCACACAACCUGUGUAUGCCACCAUUGGAGCUGGUGUGGUAAACACAGUCUUCACUGUUGUGUCGCUGUUCCUGGUGGAGCGUGCAGGGCGCAGGACCCUCCAUUUAGUUGGUCUGGGUGGCAUGGCUGUAUGUACGGUUCUUAUGACGGUUGCUUUAGCUUUGAAGGACACUGUGGGGUGGAUCAAAUAUAUCAGCAUUAUUGCCACUUUUGGCUUUGUGGCUCUCUUUGAGAUUGGCCCUGGACCUAUCCCCUGGUUCAUUGUGGCAGAACUCUUCAGCCAGGGCCCACGGCCUGCAGCCAUGGCAGUGGCUGGUUGUUCCAACUGGACCUCUAAUUUCUUGGUGGGAAUGCUCUUCCCCUAUGCAGAGAAACUACUUGGCUCCUAUGUCUUCCUCAUCUUCCUUGUUUUCCUGGUCAUUUUCUUUGUCUUCACAUUCUUCAAAGUGCCAGAGACGAAGGGCAGGACUUUCGAAGACAUCUCCAGGGGCUUUGAAGGACGAGCAGAAGCCAGCUCCACAUCACCUGUAGAGAAGUUGGAGCUGAACAGUAUACAACCUGACAAAGUUGCAUAAGAUGCCUGACACACCUGUUCUCUGGCUCUUACCUGCUUAGAGUCAUUAAAAGAAUGAACAAAGAAAACAAUGAGAACUGGGACAUGUUUUCUCCCCUCAAUUGCUGCUAUUUUCUUCUUUGCACCCCUAUACACUCCUACUCUGUCAGGCUUACCAGCAGUAAGCCAAUCUGAUAUGGGUGAUCUCAUUUUAAAAUACUGGAAGGCACCUGGCACUAGCAAAAGUAAUCUCAUCUCCCCUGUCACAAACAUGAGGAGAACAGAAGAGCUGGCAAUAUUUUUUGCUUUUUUUGACCUGUAUUUGGGGUUAACAUACUUAUGCACGCAGUGACCAUUACGUAUUUUAAUCUUAAUUACUAUUUUUGUAGUGAGUUGGAGUGACCCACUAAAGAAGUCUCUGGCCCUUUGAGUCUACUCUGUGUGUGUGCAGUGUUACACUGGAAUUUAACAAGCCCACCAAAAACCCAUCUCCUUGCUUUUUCCUAUCCAGUGUGCACUUUUUUCAGCCUCAGGAAAAAGGGGACCAAGUUACAUGCAUAAUUUUUCCUGCUCUUAUUUUGUAUAGACAGACCGAAAGCAUACUUAAGUUUAUUUAUUUGUAUGUCACUUUGUAAAUAUUUAUUUUUUUAAUGGUGUACAAAAAUGUACAGAUAAUGAAAUUGAAGAUGUUUAAGAGAAAUAGCUAUUCUUACAAAAGAUGCUGUAGACUUAAGCUGCAAUAAGACUGUAAAGGAGAAAUGUGGUACUGAACAGGAGAUUAGGCGUUUUGGGUGGUAUGUGCAACAAGAGCCAAUUAUGUAAAUCACCUUUACGUUACGCCCUCUGGAAAGAAAUUCAAAGAAUUGGGUACUAGUGAGAAGUUUGUCCACCAAAAUCUGUUGUUUGGGAAUUUUUGGGUGGCAAUUUUAAAUAUUAUUCCUAAGUGUUGAUUGGAAAGUGUGGUAUUGCAGCGAGUGUUUGGAUUUUCAGUCAUGGUUCAGCAUUGUAUGGGAUGAUUGAGGGUAGUGAUUGAAAACCAGAAUGUCACUUAUCCUGCCUUCUCUUAGUUUUAAUUUUUUUGCUUCUCUGCUGUAUUAUAGUAGGUCAGAAAGUCCAAAAUUUGCAGAUUGUUACUUAAAGGUGUGAGUGUAAAAAUUAUUUUUCAAAGCUGUAUUUUCUUAGGAAUUGUUCUUAUAUACGACAGAAGCUUUAAUGUCAUGUAAGUACAUAAAGGUAGAGAUGCAGAAUUGGGGACCAGAGCUACUGGAAUGUGAUAAUUUAGCUAGGAGUGGGAAAGAUCUGUAGUGCUCAGACCUAUGGUUGGUUGCAGGCCAGGUGUUUUUGCCCUGUAUGUCUGCUCUGGAAGAUCUGCGUGGUGGUGUGUGAUGCACCAGUGUGCAGCAUGCUGUGUGGGUAUGUACAGCUCUCUUAAAAGGGGUCUGGCAGACAGUACUAGUAAAUCAGUAAGUAUUGGUCUCCCUGCUUGUACUUCUGGGUGAUCAAGUAUAUGUACAACUACCCUUGCUGCCACAAUAGCACUGUUCAGUUCAGGAAGGUAAAAGCAAAAGUGUUACACUUGCAGUCAGGGGUUGAGCUUUGUUUCCCUGACUGCAGACUCUAGAGCUGUGCCUCUCCAGACCUGCAGGAACUGUCUAAAGGUAGCACCAAAGGUAGGUCCAGUUUAAACUCCUGCUCUAAGAUACUCUGCGGUUUCAGACCUGUUUGAACUCUGGUCUACCUGCAGUCUCGUGCUGGAGUUCAUCGCUGGAUAUUCUAGAAGAGAGGCAGGCCCACAGAUUACAAGGUGGGUAAAAAGAAGAAAGGCUCAAAGAAAGACAGCAAAACUGUUGUAGCUCAAGCUUUCUUGACUACAUUCUGCUUCAGGGCAGGUCAGAAGUUCCCAUUCUUAUUCUGGGGCAUAUAUCUGGCAUUUUCAGUAACUAAAGUGAUGGCUUUUCUACCUUCCCUAAUGAGAAACAGUUGCAAAGAUUAGUAAAACUUGGUGCUGUGAAAUACUUCCUGUGACUUCCUUUGAAGUAGUCCAGCUUUGCACAAUGCAGUCUUGCAACACCAUAUUCCCUAGCUUUGUCAGGCUUCCAUGCCAGAUAUUAUCAAAAAUAGGACUUUUUAAAUUCUUCAUAUUUUGGCUCAGUUAGAUUUUGUGCUCCUCCUUAGACCCUUCAGUACUUCCAGACAUAUUUCUAUAUGGGCAUCUAUGUUAGGAGGUUCCCCCUACAGCUGUGCAUAAGAGCAUUCCAUACUUUGCAUCAGAGAUGUGUGUUGGCUUGGACUGAAAUAUGUAGGUCUUUCUCACAUGGUAUCUUGUUUUUUUUCCUGUAACAGCAUUGUGAAUAUUUUGGAUUAGUUUUAUAUGCUUAUUAAUGUGGAUGUUUCAUGUUUUUUAAAAUAAACUAUAGAACAAAGUA
Molecule: messenger RNA, 3958 nt
Organism: Apus apus (common swift)
Lineage: Eukaryota; Metazoa; Chordata; Aves; Apodiformes; Apodidae
Product: solute carrier family 2, facilitated glucose transporter member 3
Exons: 10
Coding region: 76-1554 (492 amino acids)
Biological process (GO): D-glucose transmembrane transport
Cellular component (GO): membrane
Source: RefSeq, a predicted model, not a curated record